This is a messenger RNA of Corvus hawaiiensis (hawaiian crow), 4136 nucleotides long. RefSeq names its product chromosome 6 C11orf16 homolog (gene C6H11orf16). Lineage: Eukaryota; Metazoa; Chordata; Aves; Passeriformes; Corvidae. The record is from RefSeq and is a predicted model, not a curated record. The transcript is spliced from 8 exons. The coding region runs from base 1445 to 3046 and encodes 533 amino acids.
ACCCUUUUAAAGGUUCCAAGGAGUGUUGUUGGAUGCCAAAAGAAAGGAUAGUUUAGUUUAAAAGGGUGAAAAAUAGAGUAGGGUAGGAGGUCUCUGAAGCAGAGUUACUGAACAUAGGAAGAGCAUGAAGUUUUUGCAAGUGCUGUUCCAUCAUUUUCUUAUUAUUGAAUAUUUUAAUCACAUUGAAAACUUUUGACUUUGCAUAAUUUCUAUUGAAAAUUGGAUUCUUCUAUAGAUGUCAGUGCCCUUAAAAAUUACUAGGACUGGUUAAACAAUACACAGUAUAAAGAAGGCUGGCAAGGUUUUGGCCAUGGGCAUAAAAAUAAUCCUGCAAUAGAAACUCUUUGGGACUUUGACUAAUAGUCAUUGAGGUCUGGAGGGGUCCUUCCCAACCUCCCAGUCUGUUCCUCUGUACUGCUGAUGGUUUCAGUUAAGUGUUAUAAAGUAGAACUGUGUGGAGGUGAUGAAGAGAGUUUAGCUUGUAACUGGUAAAGUGUCCUUAACAUUUACUCUGUGUAAGGGAAUCAUUGAUACUGAAUAUUCUGCUGACAGUGUGAGAGCAUGCAGGCUGGCUGUGCAGUAGAAUGUACCAAAAAAAUGCUUACAGACUUCCUAAGUGAUGUAUCCUUCUCCCUACCUGCAGUCAUCCCUCGUGUUACAUUGUUUUUAUAGCAGUGCAUUGAAACAUGCCUAAGAAACGGCAAUUAAGUAUUCCAAGCCCCUCCUCCCCGCAAAAAACCACAAACAAAACCAACCAGACAAAAAAAUCAACCCACAAAUGUCGACUCUUUGUCUUUCUCCUAAGGAGGAAAUGAAAAUUAGGGAUCACAGCAGAGGUUAACACAUAGAUUUCUGCAUUAUCACAUUUUUGAUAGGCACUUUGUAAGAGAGGGGUAGAAUUCAUGAAUCCUUCCCCCUUACUGUGAAAGGAGAAAGUUGUAAAGUGAUUUGACCUUGGUUUGUCUCAGCUUCAACCUUUCUGUGCACAUUUCAAACCAAUUUAUUUGUCACACCCUGUGGUGGUAAGCUUUUUUUAAAAUUUUCCUUAAUGUGAACUGUAACUUUGAUGCUGUUUUUCACCCUGCAAUCAUAGGCAGAAGCCUGGAGGACACUGAGCUCUAAAAUGCCUUCCAUGCCCCUGCAGUCCUGCAGUGCAGUGCAUCCAUGGGGAGUUGAAAAUUGAGCAAAUGUGUGGCAGUCAAAUGGUCCUCUCUGCAGUCACUUUCUGCUGGGUUUUAACCAGUAAGGUCAGGAUGUCCAGUCCUGGGAGUAACAACUGUGGCAACCUCCAUAGCAACUGGGAAACACUGGCAGCAAAAGGCUUCCUGUGUCCAACAGGCAAAAGGGUGAGGUUUCUGCAGUCAGACUAAAUCCAAAUGGACCAGAUGCAGUGUUACCACUAGCUGGUCACAACCGAGUCCUGCAGGUAGCAGCUUUUCCAAGAAUGGCUCAUUUGGAAGGGUCCCUGCCCAGGGCUCAGAGGUAUUGCAGUGUGAGGCCAGCUCCGGACAAGUUCUCAUGUUCCAGUGCCAUAUCUACAGUUAAUCCCUGCUGCAGGAGCUCUUUUGUCGUGUACCCUGCCUGGAUUGCUGAGCCCCUCACCCCCCAGAGGUGCCAAUGGAUUAGCCACUGCCUCCCCUCCCCAGGCCCAGCAUGGAAGAGACUGGGGGGAUCAGGGGGCCUAGACAGCAACGUGCCUGUGCUGGUGAGAGGGGAACAAGAUGGAUUUUAUUACCGUGGUACAGUAAAAGAGGAGAUGGAGAGUGAAAGAGACAUGUUUCUGGUAGAGUUUGCCAAACCACUUGUGUCACAUGGAAGGCAUCCAGUGUGUGUGCAAAAAACAGCUAAGGAUGACAUCCUGGAAUAUGUGAAUGGGAUGAAGCACUCCUUACUCCCUGGAGACAGAGUGCUGGCACCCUGGGAGCCAGAUAGGGCCAGGUACGGCCCAGGAACCGUCCUCACAGGCAUUGAGACAAGGGAUCCUUUACGAGCCUCAGAAGAUGAAGAAAUUAUGGUCCAUUUCUGGAAUGACAAGAAAGUGAAACUCCCCUGUGGUGUGGCUCUGUGGAUCCCUCCUAGCCUGUGGGAGAGGAUUGUGGAGAUGAUCCACAUGCCCUUCACCAGCAGGGUGAAGCUCAGACCAAGUCAGGACACCAACUCUUGUGUUUUUCCCUGCAGUCCUAAGCCAGCCCUGAUUCCUGUUUGUGCUGUACGUAGCCUUGCCAAGCACUGCUUGCUCUGCUCUCCCUGCUGGCCAGAUUUCCACCACCACUGUGAUGGUGGUAUCUGUUUAUCAGCCUGUGUAAGGUGCAUCUGCUGCUGCCAUCCCUGUGCUGGUGCCUGGUGGCCUCUUCCCUCCAGGUCUCUGGUCUUUCCAGAAAAAUCUGAAGAGGCAGAGUCCAGCAGUGAGCUCUCUCCAGGUCUUCUAGAACUGAAACGCACAAAGCAAGGAGAAGCUGCAGCUGUGGCAACAUCUUCCCCCUCUUCUGGCUCAGAGUGGGACCUGAAGCCAUCCCCCAUGAAGAGUACUGUGGGGGACAGUGCUGUUAACACAGGCUCCAGCUGUCUCGAAAAGCCCAGGCUAAAGGAUUCUGCAAGACCUGAGGGGAAAUACUGGAAAAGAAGCCACCACAAGUCCCAUUCCAGUAAUUCAGGACCUGGAAGUUGUAGCAGCACAUGUACAAAGGGCCAGCUGGAAUCCAAAGCCAUCUCCACUGGGGACAUAUCCAGUGUGGCCCCAGCUAAUCAGUGUGCAAUAUUUGAAACCAUUGAACAAACUCCCAGAGGGCAACUCACAGUGAAAAAAAUCCUAAGAGACCAAGAUUUCAAGCCAUCAUCGAGGGAGGAAGGCUUUGCAGCAUCAGAAAAACAAAGAUAUAAAGCAGCAUCAGAUGAUAAAUGUAAAGUGACUUGUGCUGGAGAUGACAAACCUGAUGUUAUAGACCUUGUCAGAGCUCACUUGCAACAAAGCAGAGAGAGAAAUGAUCAACCAGGAUUCAGUCCAUGUACAACUGAUCAGGUUCAGGGGCCGAAAUUUCAGAAAUGACUGAAGCAGUACUGUCUUGGCUGGUGCAUAAAUGUGGAAGUCAACCACUGCUUGUUCCAACUCUAAUACUCUUAACAGGGCACAAGAUAGACACACAGAAUAAUUUAGUUUGGAAAACACCCUUAGGAUCAUGGAGUCCAACUGUAAACUUAGCACUGCCAAGUCCCUGAUAAGUUUGAGUCUCUCUCUACACUUUGUUUCACCUUGUCUAAAACUCUGUUCUGCCCCAGAUGUUUUAGGAUUAACUGGUUGCUGUGUAUGUAGUGCUUUAAAAUGAUAAAGGAGUUGCUUAAGAGCUAAUCACUUGGUGUGUUUAAGCACUCUUUUCUCUAAUUUAAUUGCAGACUAAGGCUCUGUAUUAGCCCUGCAGGCAGUGAGCUCCCUGCUGUGUAUCAUAACAGACCCCAAAGGGCACAAACUGCUAUGGAAUUCUCAGAGCCUUCAGUGCAGUAGCUGGGCUGCAGGGCUGUGAGAGGCAGCUCCCAGUCUGUCCACCCAGCAGAGCAGUGACACCUGCCAGCCAGAGCCAGCAUGAGAACAGUGGAGCUGUGCAUCCGUGCCUCUCAAUUUCUACUCAUCACGAACAAAGAACUGAGCCCACACUCCUAAUCCAGUAGCAACACCCCAAAUCUAGUUUGACCUGGUUUUGUCUGGGAUAGAGCUAGUUUUCCUCCUAGUGGUUGGCACAGUGCUGUGUUUUGGAUUUAGUACACAGUGUCGAUAACAAACUGAUGUUUUGGUUGUUGUUGAGUAGUGCUCAGUCAAGGACUUUUCUCAUGCUCUGCCAGUGGGGGGGUGCACAAAAAGUUGGGAAGGAGCAGGGCUGUGACAGCUGACCCAAACUAUCCAGAAGGAAAUUCCAUACCAUAGAAUAUCAUGUAUAUAAACCGGGAGAGUUGUCCCAGGGGCUGACUUCCCUUCAGGGACUGGCUGGGCACUGGUCAGUGAGUGGUGAGCAACUGUAUUGUGCAUCACUUGUUCUUCUGGGGUUUUAUUUCUCUCUCCCCCUUUCAUUACAAUUAUUACUGUUGUUAUCAUUAGUGUUAUCAUAUUUUGCUUUGUUUCAGUUAUUAAACUGUUCUUAUCUCAA